Molecule: messenger RNA, 4275 nt
Organism: Cladocopium goreaui
Lineage: Eukaryota; Dinophyceae; Suessiales; Symbiodiniaceae
Source: the annotation of a GenBank genome assembly
AUGAGAGCCCAAGCAAGUAGAAAGUUGGGAAAGCUCUUGGAUGAUGAUCAUGCUGAUCCUGGUGAUGAUCAAAACGGAGAUCCUUGCGAGGAUGGCCCUGAGGAAGAAGAGCAGCAACCUGCCAAGAAACGCCGCAGACGCACUUGCAAAGUCAAGCAGCCCACUCUAGAAGAGAGAAGGAUUGCAGCUGCAAAGGCAUACCUUGGCUCAGUUGGCGUCACUUGGCAACGCCACCAGGGGUUUCAUUCACGCUUUGCAGUUGCCAGCUCAGAGUACAAAUGUGUGGCCUACAGAAAGAUGGUUGCUAAGCUGAUGGAGGGUGAGUUCCCAUCGUGCCUGACCUGUACGUCUAUGUUGACUCAGCAUGGGUUCAAUAUGGACACAUUCCAGGGGAGAUUGCGGGAGGCUUCUGCUGAUCCAUCACUACCCUCACCAGCAACCAACCAGAUCUCCAACCUUCUUCAAGGUCUCUCUCUGCAGUAUCCUUUAGAUGGAAAUCUGGACUUGAUUCCGCUUCAAGAUGCUCCUGCUGCAGAUGGUGAAGCUGCAGGAGGCAGUAAUCAAGAUGCCGGUGAGGAUGAUGCUGAGGUUGAAGACUUGGACAGUGUCCUCCGCCAGUCGAAGUUUUUUGAGAUUUUGGAUGCAGGACUCCAUGACAAGCGGGUGCCUGUUAGGAACUUCAUCAGACAACAUUGCCGAGGUGACGGGCACAUUGCUGCAGUAUCAGCAUAUGUGCGGGAUCAGGAUCCACAAGUGGAAUCAGCAGCACUGGCAGAUGCAGUUCAGCAGAGGCUCUUUAUGAGCAAUGUGAAUUCUGAAGACACUCUCGCAGAUUUCCGUGAGACGGCAAUGUUCAAAGCUGAUGAAAAGAAGGGAAAUGAGCUGGCAAAUCUGGAAUUGGAGGCCUUGCAAAAGUAUGUGCGAGGGGCAUGGCUCAGAAGCCCAAAGGAGUUUUUCACCGAUGUGGCAAGCUAUUUCUACAACUCAGUAGUCCAGCCCUGCUUGCUUGUCAACAUUCAGGACUGCAAUGGUGAGCUGCGGCAGAUGGCCAGCCAAUUCACUGCAGAUUUGGCGUGUGGAAAACUCAGCGAAUUGGGCCAGCUGGCUGCAAGAAUUGCAAAGGCCUCAUGUGAUGGUCGCCUGACUGGAAACCCUGCAGUGAUGGGGCUGAUCCUACAAGCCAUGGACAGGUUGGAAAGAGACGCCCGGGGGGUAGAAAGUCUCAAAGGUGUGAGGAAGAUGUCAGAUUUGGAACGGAGCAUGGUGAGUGAAGCAGGGCUGAUGCUUGCCAGCAAUAGCUGCAACAGAGAGCUCAUGAAAGAACUGGGGUUCAACAAAGACAGGGUUCUCAGAAACCACAGCCGCGUUGAUUCUUUGCUUGCAGAUUCCCUUCCAUGUCCGGCCCUAGCUUUGAUGCACCCAAACAUCUUGGACACCAAUAUGUCCCUCAUUGACUCUUUGGAGCCUCGUUGUGCCGAGUCUGGCCAGAAGGAUAGGUUUGUGGUAUGUUUGGACUUCACAUACCUUUUGCCAAUGCGCACCAGUAUGAUUUUGCAUUCUGCUCGAGGCAUGGUCGGAGGGGCUUUCAGUUUAGAUGAUUGCGUCCAGGAGCAUCCAGCAUGCUUUCAAGAUGUUGCUGCCAAGCAGGAUAGGGAUGGCCGUCUCAAAGCCAACAGGAUGUUGGAGCUUUUGGUUUGGGAUCCUUCUUCAGAGCAGAAAUUUUUCUGGACCCCAAUGUCGUUGCCAAUCAACUUGAAAGCCUUGAACUCUGAGACCACAGACUCCUCCUUUGACCCUGAGUUUGCAAAUCAUUGGUACCAUUUUCCUGCCCUGUAUGAGAUUUUCCGUAUGCUGGAUGCAUUUAUGGUGCGUGCCUUCCCAUUUGUGAAGCUGUUCGUGUUUGACGGUGAGUCAUGCAACAGCGUGUUGCGGCAUGUGAUCCAUGGCACAGCAGAUUCAAGUACCCGGAGAAAACUCCUCUCUACGCAGUUCUUUUCCCAGCUCAACCAUGCAAGCAUCCCAGGGUUCGAGGCAUUGCCUCGCGUGCCAAUGAAGCAUUGCACAACAGAUGCUGGGAGGAGCCUCUAUGCUUUGUGUGGUGCAGCUCAUGCCAUGAAGAAUGCAUGUGGUCAACUCAUGUCUUCAGGCAGAGUUCUGUUCUUUGGGCACUAUUUUGCUGACGCGUCAGGUGGGUUGGCCCUUGGAUUACCACUUCCAGCCUUUGCCCGCAAAGAUGCGAUGAGCGAUCGGCUGAGUGCACUCUUGUGUAACCCGCUCUUUCUACUGAGGGAUGAAGCACCAGCUGUGUGCUCCGGGAUGUCCUUGGAAGAGAGAUGCGAAAUUUCCCUGAGCGGACUGAUUGUGCAAGAUUUAUGGAGGAUGUUGGGUGCUCAAAAAGAGCAAAAGGAACGUUUGCCCAAGGGUCUGAGCACAAUGGCCCCGCAGACGGUUCAGAACAUGCAGCUGAUCGCAAUGACCACUGCCAACAUUUGCGCAACAAAAGAGGACACCUUCCAUCCAUGGAAGGGCGCCGCCCACUCCUUGAGUGAGAUUCACAUUGAAGGAAUGUUUGGACGGUACAGAGGUCAGUAUCAGCAUUCUGAUUUGACAGCAAGAGGCUAUUGGAAUGCGAAUGCCAGGGUAGCCAGACAGCAGGCAGCAAAGAUGGCUCGAUCCAAACCAUCAGCCCCACAUCAUGAAAAGGAGCCACCACUGGAUAUCAAACAGUUGAGAGCAUGUGUGCAGCGCGCAUUGAGUUCAGCGCUUCUCCUUGCAUCCAAAUGCAGUGAUGUGCCAGUGCAAGACUUGGAGCGAAUCUACAGGGUUGAGUCUAGAGUGGAUUUCUUCCAAUGCGAGGAUGCUCCUUGUGAAGAGAUGAUAGAAGAAUUGGAGGCGGAGGACCUUGAAGCUCAAGAGCAGGAUGACCGCAAGAAUGAAGUUUCAAAAGUUCUAUCUCAAAUCCAGGGGAUUGCUGAGGAGGAGUUUGCAGACGACAGUGAAGAUGCUGCUCGCCGGCCACAGCGAGAUCCUGAUGAGAGCCUUCCUGACGGAAAGAUCCUCAUUGACUUGACGGCCAAUGACGACUCGGGUGACCCUGGUUUGUUCCCGGAGUUUCCAAGAACAUUGGCCGAAGCUUUGCUCGGUGAUGGAAACAUGUGGGGGCGACUCUGGCAGCUGACAACGCACUUGCGCUGUGGAAAGCAUGGCAUGGAUACCCUCUACUUGCGAAAAGCGGAGCAAAUCCGAAAGAAGGCAACCAAAAUGAAUUGGCAUCAGACCCUGGAGCAUGAAAACAAGCUCUUGCGAGAGGCUGAGAAUGAAACCAUGUCCGGACAGCGCGCCUCGCGCAUGGCAAGAUGGAUCCAGACCUCUCAAGAUCUGCGUGCACAUGCAGGUUUCAAAGACCCAGAGACCAUUCAGAGUGGAUCCGUGGUAGCUUUGAACUUGGGAGAUGGGCUUGCGCCGUGUGCUGCCAUCAUCUUGACAUUGUGGAGCCUGGCAAAGAAACCAAAACCGUGUGGACAGGUUUGUACUGUCAAAGCUGCUCAUGCCUUCAGAGCUGUCCUAUUGAGAGCCUCCGAUGACAAUCCAGGAGAUUUUGACACCACGCAAUCUGUCAGCAAGUUCAUUCCUGAGCAAGUGAUUGCAAUCUUGGAUGUUGAGGAUGGGGAUCUGGCGGCUGGCAAGGUGUCUUUGACUGAGGCAUCAAAUAUGGCAUUAGCAAAGCUGAUGGCUGCUGAUCUUCCGGCCGUUCCAGCUCUUGCAGAAAGAUGUGGGCGCCGUGGACGGAAGAGAAAGGCAGCUGCACCCACCACGGUGUCUUUCAAGCAUGUCCACAAGAGACUCCGUGAACGUACCAAGGCAAAACAUGCCGAGGGAAAAGCAACUGAUCAGUUCAGUGAAAAUACUUUUGUGCCUGCAGACUUCCGCCGAUCAGCCAAGGGCCGAAAGACUAUGGCCUAUGCUGUGCAGAGAUUGGUGGAUUUGGACCGACUUGUUUUUUCCAAUGCGCCAUUGUUUGAUCCCCGCACCAACAUGUGCACUCACAAGGGGUUGGCUGACAUGUCUGUACAGAGCUUAACAGGUCGUGUACCAAUCGUUUUCCAGCAGCUAUAUUUUCAGAUCCGUUCUCCCGAAGCAUUCGGGGAGAGGGUGUUUUCUGAUGUCAAAGCAAUGUUUCAAGAAUUGCGUGAUGUACAGCCAGGACGCAAGAAGUUUAUUGCAUUGCUAAAGGAUGUGAAGGCAUCUGGCGGCUGUGCAAAGUUGCAUGUGUAG